UGUGUGACAGUGUCCAGGAAAAUGGAGCUGGAUGAAGCCUUGCUGGAGAUGGUGGUGGUGGAUGCCCAGCCACUGAGCAUUGUGGAGAAUGCAGGGUUCAAGGCCUUUGUCAAUCUCCUGGAUCCCACAUAUAUUAUCCCUGGGAGGAAGACCUUAAAGGCAAUGCUGCAGAAAAAAUAUAAAGACACCAAGGAGAAGGCUGUGGCUGAGCUUGGGAAGGCAUCCACAGUAAGCCUGACUGCAGACAUGUGGACAUCCAUAAACAUGGAUGCCUACUUGGCAGUAACAUGCCACUAUGUCACAGCAGAGGCCAAGCUUUCCACUGUGCUGUUAGGAGUGAGGAAGUUCCCUGACACGCACACAGCAGCUAACAUCGCUGAAGCAAAGUCAGCCCUUAUGACAGACUGGGGAAUUACAGGGAAGGUAAAUAGCUUGGUGACCGACUGUGCGUCAAACAUGAUUGCAUGUGCUAAUCAGUUACAUCUCCGCCAUGUCCCUUGUUUCGCACAUGUUUUAAACCUUGUGGUGAAACGAUCCCUUGCUCUAACCCCUGAGCUGGAAGAAAUGCGGUCUCGUGCACGCCGCAUUGUCCAUCUUUUUAAAUGCAGCACAACUGCCAAGGAAAAACUGUGCGAAAUCCAGCUACAGAUGGGUAGACCUCUGCUGAAGCCAAUCCAAGAAGUGGAUACAAGGUGGAAUAGCACCUAUGCCAUGCUGCAGAGGAUCCAUGACCUGCGAGAGCCUUUGGGAGCAACUUUGGCUAAUCUAACUAAUGACAUCACUCCCUUUUCAGCAGAAGAAUACGAGUCCAUCCAGCAGUGUCUGCUGGUUCUGAAGCCAUUCCACCUGGCCACUGUCGAACUGUCUGAAGAACAACGAGUGUCUGGCUCCAAAGUCAUUCCGAUGGUGAAGAUGUUAAGACAUCGUACUGGCAGACUGUGUACAACAAUGGCAAACCCGUUGGAGCAGAAACUGGCCAGUAAUGUGCAAAGCACUCUAAAUGACAAGUUUGCCAUUGUUGAAAAAAUGACUGCUCUCAGUGUGGCAACACUUGUGGACCCGAGGUACAAGGAGAUGGGGUUCUGCAGUGCAAACUCGUCUCAGGCUGCAGUGGAGAGACUCACCAGGGAAUGUGCCAACAUCAUUCCACCACCACCACCACCACCACCACCCUCCUCACAGGAGUCUUCAGAGCAGGAGGACAAUCUCUGGGGCCUGCUUGACAGCCACGUUGGCACACAACGUGGUUCCAACGCAACAGCCAGUGCCAUUGCCGAGGUCCAGAGGUAUUUGAAAGACCCACAUUUGCCUAGGUCAGAGGACCCUCUUAAAUACUUGGGAAAGGCACCACCUUGGCUGUUCCAGCUCUCUCAAAUAGCCAUGCGCCAUCUGUGCACUCCAGCAUCCUCAGUGCCAUUCAAAAACAAGUUUGGGCUUCCUGAUGUAGCUCAACUUGACAUUUUUGAUGAAACUGACACAGCAGUAGAGGAAGACAUUCUUCUAGAGCUGUUGGAGGCCAAUCCAGACAUGUGCCUGACACUCUCUGAGCGUCUGUGUGUCCAUCAGCUCUCUGAGCGUUUGGCGGUGAGUUCCUGCAGGCGGCGGCUGCGGAGGAAACUCGAUGUGCGACUGCUUCCUUCUUCUUCUGUGGUGGCUGAAGAAUGCAGCGAGGCUCCGGAUCCUCUCUGGGCUGCUGUAUUGUCUCAGCCACUUCCUGUUUCCUGUCUGCAGAGCGGGGAUUGUUGUUUGGGCAGCGAGGAGGAAACAGGACGCAGAGUCCCGAAUGUCAACGAGCAGCUGUUCUCCACGUCCUCCUAA
Molecule: messenger RNA, 1818 nt
Organism: Perca fluviatilis (European perch)
Lineage: Eukaryota; Metazoa; Chordata; Actinopteri; Perciformes; Percidae
Product: zinc finger BED domain-containing protein 4-like
Exons: 5
Coding region: 22-1818 (598 amino acids)
Source: RefSeq, a predicted model, not a curated record